AGGCCUUUGCGGCUAGUCGGGCGACUACGUUUCCCAGAGGCCUCUGCGGCGCAGUCACCGGAAGCGGCGGGCGAGUCGAGUGUCCUUGCGCGCGGAGCCGAGCGACCAUGGUGCCCCGAGUGUGGUCGCUGAUGAGGUUCCUCAUCAAGGGCAGCGUGGCCGGGGGUGCCGUCUACCUGGUGUACGACCAGGAGCUGCUGGGGCCAAGCGACAAGAGCCAGGCUGUGCUCCAGAGGGCCGAGGAGGUGGUGCCCCCAGCCAUGUACCAGCUCAGCCAGUACGUGUGCGAGCAGACCGGCCUGAAGAUGCCCCAGCUCCCAGCCCCUCCAAAAUUGAACUUUCACUUCCGUGACACCUGGAACUCAGGCAUCCUCACGGUGAUGUCGGCUCUGUCGGUGGCCCCCUCCAAGGCCCGCGAGUACUCCAGGGACGGCUGGGAAUACCUGAAGGAGCGGAUCAAGUAGCCUGCCAGAGGAGGCCACCUGCCCCAGUCAGGAACGGGGGCAGGGGCGCCAGCGACCUGGAGACUCCAGACUGGGACUGGGACCCCACUCAAGGGCAGCUCCCGGCCUUGCCGGCCCAAUAAAGGACUUUGGACAUGC
Messenger RNA from Nyctereutes procyonoides (raccoon dog), 602 nucleotides. It is a transcript of the gene MICOS13, whose product is annotated as mitochondrial contact site and cristae organizing system subunit 13. Bases 108 to 464 code for a protein of 118 amino acids. Gene Ontology annotation, biological process: cristae formation. Lineage: Eukaryota; Metazoa; Chordata; Mammalia; Carnivora; Canidae. Gene Ontology annotation, cellular component: MICOS complex; mitochondrial crista junction. The transcript is spliced from 4 exons. The record is from RefSeq and is a predicted model, not a curated record.